This is a messenger RNA of Plasmodium yoelii, 858 nucleotides long. RefSeq names its product PIR protein. The transcript is spliced from 3 exons. NCBI's taxonomy places the organism in Eukaryota, Apicomplexa, Aconoidasida, Haemosporida, Plasmodiidae. The record is from RefSeq and is a predicted model, not a curated record. The coding region runs from base 1 to 858 and encodes 285 amino acids.
AUGGAUAAGGACGUGUGUCAAACGUUCACUGCUUUAAGGAACUCGUUUUCCUAUGAGGACAAAGAUGGAAGCUAUCAAUUUAUGCAUGAUGAAGAUUUCCAAACGUACUGUACUAAUGAAACUUGUGUUGAUGAUACCGCUAAAAUUAAUGCUAGAUGUUUAUAUAUUUUUGAAACAUUCUUUAAGGAUAAGUCUACGUUUGAAGAGGAUGCAAAAGGAAACAUCUAUAUUGUUCAAUACAUUUUGAUAUGGUUAAGUUAUGUGUUAAGCCUGAUCAAAAGUGAAGAAAAAGGCAGUCUAAAUGGAUUUUAUAAUAAAUAUAUAGAAAAUGGCGAGAGAUAUAAAAAGGAAAUAAACGAUGUUACUACUUAUAAAAAUUAUAAGGAUCUUAUAGAUAGAAAUAAAUAUCUUUUAAGUAUGGAUAUGAGCAUUAUAUCUAAAUUAUAUGAUGCAUUUAGUACAUUAUGUGACAUGUAUAUUGAGUUUGAAACAAACUCAGAUUGCGAUAAUUAUAUAGAAAAAGCUAAAAAGUUUGUUGAAAUAUAUGAUAAACUUAAUGAAGAUUAUAAUAAUGGUAAAGAGAGCCCCUAUAAUCAAUUAUUAUCUACAUUAUCAAAUGAUUAUAAUAAUUUUAAAAAUAAAUGUAAUCAUUUUCCAUCACUUCCAACAUAUUCACGAAAAUUAGUAAUAAAAAGGACACUAAUUCCAAUUGCAUUUAUAUUUGUUGCAGUAUCAAUUUUCUUGGGAAUUGCAUAUAAGUAUUCGUUACUUGGAUUUCGGAAACGAUCUCAAAAGCAAUGUUUAAGAGAAAGAAUAAAAAAUAUAAAGAAGAAACUGAUCAUUAAUAAAUUAUUCUGA